Molecule: messenger RNA, 2116 nt
Organism: Rubroshorea leprosula
Lineage: Eukaryota; Viridiplantae; Streptophyta; Magnoliopsida; Malvales; Dipterocarpaceae
Source: the annotation of a GenBank genome assembly
AGAUGAUUUCUCAAUUUUUACGUAAGAUAAUCAUAAAAUUACCAUCUUGGUUGGUAGAAAAAGGCAAAAAGCUUAAGGCUUUGACGUUGGCACUGGCUCUGAAAAGGAAAAGACCGGUUUUUAGUGGUUAAGUAAUCCUGCCCCCCGCGGAAAUUUGGGGUGAAAGGAAAAAGCCACCCAAAAAUUUGAGAUGAGUGUUGGGGAGAGAGAGAGAAAGAGACCCCAUCUCUGUUAAGUAUGUGGGGGGCCCAUUAACCCAACCCUGAGGGAGAAGUGGGGUCUGUCUCACUUGCAAAACCCAGCUGUGUCUUCUUCAUAUUCUCUCAUCAUUCAUUUCAUUGACAUCUACCCCAGUUGAGAUCUGUAUCCUUGCUUUCUACUGCAAGGAAGAGGCUGCACUGCAGCCGCUUUUAAUCCUUUUUGUUUGUCUUGGGAGAAGUGGAAGCAGGUCCUUUGAGAGAUCUGGCCUUUGCAAUUGCAGAUCAAAUUGAGGAAUGCUAAGGAGAUGGGGAGGAAAGGAAAAUGGUUGUCUAGUCUAAAGAAAGCCUUCAGCCCUGAGUCCAAGGAAAAGAAGCAUCAGAAAUCAAAGGAGAAUUUGUUCGGGAAGCAGAAGGAUUUGGAGCCCACUGCUUCUGAACCAACCACUUUUGAAACUGUCAAGUUACCUCAUCCUCAACCUGAAGAGGUGACAUUAACUGAAGCUGAGAAUGGGCAGAACAGCCAACCUUCCCACCCAGCUGUCACUAUUGCCACGCCUGAUGAUGCUCCUGUUGCCACCUCUGAGACUGCUGUUGAGUUCAUUCAACCACCAACAGUCAAUCAGUUUGCUGGAAAAUCAGAGGAAGCAGCAGCAAUCAAGAUUCAAACAGCAUUCCGAGUACAUCAGGCUAGAAGGGCAUUGCGUGCUUUAAGAGGGCUGGUUCGGCUGAAGUCACUAAUGGAAGGGAAUUUUGUGAAAAGGCAAGCAGCUAACACCCUUCGGUGCAUGCAAACUCUUUCUCGUGUGCAGUGCCAGAUUCGUACUAGGAGGAUCAGAAUGACAGAAGAGAACCAGGCUCUUCAACAACAACUUCUACAGAAACACGCAAAAGAGCUUGCCAACUUGAAGAUCGGUGAAGAAUGGGAUGACAGCCUGCAGUCAAAGGAACAAAUUGAAGCAAGCCUACUAAGCAAGCAUGAUGCGGCUAUGAGAAGAGAAAAGGCCUUGGCUUAUGCAUUUACUCAUCAGCAAAAUAUGAAGAAUCCUUCAAAAGCUCCAAAUGCAUUGUUCAUGGAUCCAAGAAACCCCACCUGGGGUUGGAGCUGGUUGGAACGAUGGAUGGCAGCCAGGCCAUGGGAGGGCCGCAGUAUUUUAGAAAAAGAACUGAAUAAUGACCUUUCAUCUGUGAAGAGUGGAAGCCGCAGCAUUAUGGGAGGAGAAUUCACCAAAUCUUCCCCAACACCCAGCCAAAAGCCAAGCCUUCAAUCCCCAUCAACUCCAAAGCAAGCAACCUUUACACUUUCCCGGAAGCUGAAGGCAGCUAGCCCAAGAGGCAAUGGCGGGGCACAAGAUGAUGACUGUAAAAGCAUGGUCAGUGUGCAGUCAGAGCGACCUCGGAGACAUAGCAUUGCAGGCUCGUCAGUUCGUGAUGACGAGAGCCUUGCUAGCUCUCCAUCAGUUCCAAGUUACAUGGUACCUACUCAAUCUGCAAGAGCCAAGACCAGGUUACAGAGUCCACUGGGGGCAGAAACAAAUGGGACACCAGAGAAAGCAACAAAUGGGGUUGCAAAGAAACGACUUUCUUUUCCACAGUCCCCAGCCAGGCCAAGGAGGCAUUCAGGCCCACCAAAGCUGGAAAACGGAAUUAGAAAUACAAAAACUGUGGUAAAUGGAGUGGAAAGUUGAGUUAUUUGAUUUGGCUUGAAAUGAAGUGAAGAAAGGGGAAAUUAUGAUCAUUGAUUUGUAGUCAAACCGUUAAUUCAUUCUGUUGUUUGGGGGGUGAAAUUGCUUCUAUUUCUACUUGUUCUUAUUAAUUUACUUACAAUUUUACAUUUACUAUUUUUUUUUUUCUACUUAUCAUUGCUUAUGUGACAUGAUUCGUGAUUGACAGUAAUUUAUGUCAAAAUUCAGGUGAUU